This is a messenger RNA of Cucurbita pepo subsp. pepo (vegetable marrow), 1046 nucleotides long. RefSeq names its product UDP-N-acetylmuramoyl-L-alanyl-D-glutamate-2, 6-diaminopimelate ligase. Lineage: Eukaryota; Viridiplantae; Streptophyta; Magnoliopsida; Cucurbitales; Cucurbitaceae. The record is from RefSeq and is a predicted model, not a curated record.
UGGAGACAAGGGCCCAUGUUAAAUGUCCAUUGGGGAGAAAAAUCAACGAAAUACCUCGCGUCGGGUAGGAUUCGUAGGUUAGCGGCUCGCUACCUGAGUCAUGACUUGAAACCCGCGCGCGACCCGAAUUACCGACCCGACUCCUUGUUGCGACACGUUAAGGUGCGUUCGUACGUGCGCGUGGGAGCACAUGAUCUAAUUGGAGAAAUCAGUAUUUUUGGACACCCUAUUUGUGUAGAAAUAGAAACACUAAAUGAAGGGCACGCGUCAAUCAUUUCAAAAGCGCAAAACUCUUCCUCCUUCAAGAGUUUCUUCAAAUCCCGGACCCAAAAACCUCACAGAAACCCUAAAAGGAGAGUUUGUAAUCAGAUGUCGGACCCAAACGAUACCGAUUCCGACGCCCCCGAAGAGUUCACCGCCGAGCAGGGAAUACAGCAGGAUGAAGAGAUUACAAAAGUUCAAAAAGAAAGUAGCGCUAGGGUUGUCCGUGAAGGUAAAGAACGUCGUAGACAGUGGGCCGAAAAGAAAACACCACGCCCAUCUAAAAAAGGCGAAACUGUCGAAGAUGUAGCAGAAACCCCUAGACACGACGAUCAAGUUAGCAAGUUGGGAAUGCUUUCCAGUAAUCUUGUCCAACUGCUUGCCGAGCGUGAGAAACAAGUUUUCUCAUCAGACCCAGGCGAUGAAAAGCCUGCAGCUAAAUCAAAAACAAAGAGGAGGAAAAGCAAAAGCUCUGGGAUUGAAACGGUUCUUUUAAACGAGAGAGCACCAUCUCAAUGCUUACAGAACUCAUUGGAAUUUUUGAAGAAAAGGAAGAUGAAUAUUCCAAGGUCAUCAUCGGUUCUCGACAAUUCUAACCAAGCGUUACGCCUUCUUUCUUCAUCGGGCCUUCUAACUAAGAAAUAGCUUCUAUUUUUUUUUUGUUUUUUCUAAAGCGAUUUAUUGGGUUUCUGUCAGCUUCAACAGGAUAAUGUACAAUGUAUUUGAGAUUUUAAGUUCAAGACUGAUGCAACAUGGAGAGUAAAAAAGUUCAUUGAUUUCUUAUA